AUGGCUGCCCUCAGACCCCUGGUGAAGCCUAAACUUGUCAAAAAGAGGACCAAGAAGUCCAUUUGGCAUCAAUCAGACCGCUAUGUCAAGUUGAAGCACAACUGGUGCAAACCCAGAGGCAUUGACGACAGGGUGCGGAGAAGAUUCAAGGGUCAGAUAUUGUUGCCCAACAUUGGUGAUGGGAGCAACAAGAAAACCCAGCACCUGCUGCCCAGUGGCUUCCGAAAGUUCCUGGUCCACAACCUCAAGGAGCUGGCAGCACUGCUGAUGGGCAACAAGCCUUAUUGUGUAGAGAUCGCUCAUCUUGUUUCCUCCGGGAAUCGCCAAGCCAUCACAGGCAGAGUAGCCCAGCUGGCCUUCCGAGUCCCUGACCGCAACGCCAGGCUGUGCAGCAAAGAAAAGGAAUAG
This is a messenger RNA of Echinops telfairi (small Madagascar hedgehog), 408 nucleotides long. RefSeq names its product 60S ribosomal protein L32-like. Gene Ontology annotation, cellular component: ribosome; cytosolic large ribosomal subunit. NCBI's taxonomy places the organism in Eukaryota, Metazoa, Chordata, Mammalia, Afrosoricida, Tenrecidae. Gene Ontology annotation, molecular function: structural constituent of ribosome. Bases 1 to 408 code for a protein of 135 amino acids. The record is from RefSeq and is a predicted model, not a curated record. Gene Ontology annotation, biological process: translation. The transcript has a single exon.